Gryllus bimaculatus (two-spotted cricket) is the source of this 501-nucleotide messenger RNA. Lineage: Eukaryota; Metazoa; Arthropoda; Insecta; Orthoptera; Gryllidae. The record is from the annotation of a GenBank genome assembly.
AUGUUUGGCCGAGGUGGUGGCGGUGGCCGCCGCCGGAUCAGAUAUGUUACAAGUGCAAUGAACAAGCGCGGCUGCAGGCAAGAGCAGGAUCAGUGCUACCGUUGCAACGAGCUGGGGCACAUCUCCAGGGAUUGUAGGCAGAGCUCCGAUGGACCAUCCUGCUACAACUGCAACAAGACGGGCCAUAUUGCCCGUAACUGCCCGCAGGGAGGAACCAGCAAGAGCUGCUACACUUGCAGCAAGACUGAUCACAUGAGCCGUGACUGUGACCAAAAUUCUUAACGAAGAAGUACUCCAGAAGAGAACCCUUACGCCAAGAACGACGAUUUUCGGGAAGAAAUUGCUAAAGAAGAACCAUGCAUUGGAAGCAUCCUUGGCGGUGGAAAAGAUAAUGGAAGACGUCCUGGGGUAGAUGCAACCUCAAAAGCCCUGGAAGGCAAUGCCAUUCUAGGGCGAAGCAACGUCGAAAAACUGUCGUGGCAAAGUUUGGAUGGCAAGUGA